CAGGUUAAAAAAUAUCGCCAUGUCUGUCUGAAUGCGGUGUCUGUCACGUUCGUUUGUGAUUAAAAUAAUGAUUGAUAACACUGAAGAUCGAACGCAACAACAUCGUUGGGAUAAAUAGGCUACAAGAAAACAGAGAUUAAAAAUGGAUAUUGUGUUAGACAUCUGCGAUCAGUAUUUUUUUACACCUUAUGUAUACCCUGCUGAUUGGGUGGAAGAUAAUCCUCUAAGACAGAUUAUCUCCCUGUUGGUGAUAGGAAAUGUUGGUGGAUAUCUGUUGUAUCUUAUUGUUGCGUCUCUCAGCUAUAAAUUUAUUUAUGAUAAACGACUCAUGGAACAUCCUCAAUUCUUAAAGAACCAGAUAGCAUUAGAAAUAACCUGUGCUUGUACAUCAAUACCCUGGAUGAGCAUACCUACUGUUGCCAUGUUCUUCCUGGAAAUAAGAGGCUACAGUAAACUCUAUGAUUGUGUAGAUGACUGGAAAUUUGGUUGGUAUGGUAUUAUAUGGAGUAUUGUAACAUUUAUAUUAUUUACUGAUAUGUGUAUAUACUGGAUUCAUCGCUGGUUACAUCAUAAACUAGUCUACAAACAUCUACAUAAAAUUCACCACAAAUGGAAAGUAACAACACCCUUCGCCAGCCAUGCCUUUCAUCCAUUGGACGGAUUCGUUCAGAGUCUACCCUACCAUAUAUACCCGUUCUUAUUUCCUCUACACAAAAUUACAUAUUUGGUGUUAUUCAUCUUUGUAAAUAUCUGGUCGGUUUCGAUUCAUGAUGGGGAUUAUCGUGUACCCACAUCUUUUAAACCAUAUGUGAAUGGAUCGGCACAUCACACAGAUCACCAUUUAUUCUAUUCCUUCAACUACGGACAGUUUUUCACCUUGUGGGAUAAAAUGGGUGGAUCAUUCCGCGUUCCCAGUGCCUUUCAAGGAUCUGGACCACUGGAUGAAGUACUAAAAAUAAAAUCAAAAACAUUGGAGCAAAAUGGACAUGCUAAGUCAAAACAUUUUACAAAUGGAGUGAAGAAAAGUGAUUAGAUGAUUAGAUGCUUAUAUAUUUAUAUUGUUAAAGAUUAUAUUUUUAAAACUUAUUAUAUAUAUUUGUUACGGUAACCUACAGUAUAUUGUAUGGAGGGAUGUGUGUAAGAUCAAAAAUUGAGCUGCACAAGCAUGCGGUACAAGUCUUGAUCAUUUCAGCCUAAAUUGUCUCCAUUUUGACUACAACAAUAUUAGUCUCAGCUGGACAAAAUAGUGUCACAUUUGUAUACCGUGUCAGAGGUCAUCUAGGAAUUCAUGUAUAAGUAAUAAAAUUGGUUGAGAGGAAAAAUGAUCUUGACCUUGUGUUUGAAUUGUGCAGAAUGCAAUUUUAACUGGUGGAUUGAGACAACAUUUCCGAUAAGUCAUUGCAUGAACUCUAUACAUGAACAACCACAGCCCAUAACCAUAUUGACAAAUGUUGCUCACAUUAUCCAGAACACAGGCCGUUACAAAAAGUCAUGAAUUUUAAUGUUGUGAUAGUUGCAAAUGCUUUUUAGAUUACGGGUGAUGAUUACUUUAAAAUGCACAUGUGAAAGCUAGCACUGUAAGUAUUGUUCAUAAGAUAUGACAUUUUUUGUUAUUUGGGGUGAUAAACUACAUAUCAGUCACCAAAAAAUUUACCAGUUUUAUUUACCAACUAUAUUCCAAACUUAGCCCAAAUGUAUGACAAUAAAGGGUGCUGAUGACAACAAAAGUCGAAUUUUCUCAGUUAUGCCUGCAUGGAUUUUCAUCAAAUUUGGCAUGAACAAUACUUAAUGCAAGUCAAAGAAAGGUAAGAGACACCUUUUGGCUAUAGAACGUGGUUUGUCUGGUGUCCAUGGAAACACCAAAAAAUGAUGAGUUUUCUUGGAAAUUAUAUAAGUUCAUGCUAAAAAGAUAUAAUCCCUUCCUUAGAUCAAAAGGGAGAUUUUGUGAUUUUCGUUAAAUUCUUUGAAUACUUCCAUAACAAGUUUUAAAAUACAACAAUUCGAAUAUAAAAUAUAGAUAUUUAGGCCCUACUUAGUGCACUACUCUGCCGCUCUCAGUCAUUUUAUACAUUCAAAAAUGGUAGUCUCACUUCGACCAUCAAAAAAAAAAAAAAAAUCAGUGAUGUUCCAGUCAUGAUAGAUGGUAGGCCUGGAUAAUCGUGUCUUUGAGGGAAUUCCUUCCGACGUGCAUAUAUAGAUAUACGUUAAUGAUCCAUUAUGAAACUGUUGCUGGCGCAAGCCAUGAUUGUCUACUGUGGAUCACGUCCAAAUUUAUUCAAGAACUGAUCUAGACUGGGGAAAAGGGGAAAAACUUCUCGUUUGCUAUAAAUAGUUUUUUUUUCUUUCCGCAUGUAUUUCUAUGAUUACGUGAACUGUUAUAUGUACUCUUGGUUAUUUUACACAUGGAAUAAGUAUGCAAAGUCUUAAUAUGAUUGGUGUUGAACAGUUAGUGUGUAUCUUAGACUAGUCAACCAACGCCCUUAAAGAUUUGACUCUGAUCAUCACUUGAAGAAUGGUUAAAUCCUGUGCCAACUACAAUAUUGUGAAAGUUGGAUCUCUUAAGGUUAUCAGUCAAAAUAUGGUUCAAUUUGUUAAACCAAUGCACCCCCCCCCCCCUUGAUUUUGUAUGAAAUUUGAUGGGUCUUUUUUUUUAAUCCAAUUGUAUUCAAGCCAGGACAUCUACUGUUGAUAUUUUGAUUUGGUUUUCUCAUUAAAAUUUAAAUAUUCAAAUUGAGUACACUUUACCUAGGAUUAGGCCACAAAAAUACAAAUGAGUAUCACUGGCUUUUAGGACUCAAAACAUUUUACCUGUCUCAAAAUGUCUAAAGUGUUUCAAUGUGAAUAAUUCAGUAAAUUAAAUAUGAUUUAAACUCUUA
This is a messenger RNA of Patella vulgata (common limpet), 2876 nucleotides long. Its product is annotated as lathosterol oxidase. The coding region runs from base 143 to 1033 and encodes 296 amino acids. Lineage: Eukaryota; Metazoa; Mollusca; Gastropoda; Patellidae. The record is from RefSeq and is a predicted model, not a curated record. Gene Ontology annotation, molecular function: iron ion binding; oxidoreductase activity. The transcript has 4 exons.